Molecule: messenger RNA, 2680 nt
Organism: Sinocyclocheilus grahami
Lineage: Eukaryota; Metazoa; Chordata; Actinopteri; Cypriniformes; Cyprinidae
Product: cyclin-dependent kinase 15
Exons: 14
Coding region: 203-1459 (418 amino acids)
Biological process (GO): protein phosphorylation
Cellular component (GO): cytoplasm; nucleus; cytosol
Molecular function (GO): cyclin-dependent protein serine/threonine kinase activity; ATP binding; cyclin binding
Source: RefSeq, a predicted model, not a curated record
ACAGGAGGAGAGCUCAGAGUAAUCGUAGGAGGACAGAGAAGGGAACUUGUGUCAGCGUGGGUGCUGAAGCAGGAGAAUGACAUGCUGGAUAAAGGGGCAGCGAUGAUGUCCAGUACCAUAUUCAAAAUGUCCAGGUCACAGUGAGAGCCUCCUGUCGUAACAACAGUAGUUCCAUCAAGAUCCAUCAGAAGAAGCAGACAGCAUGCAGAACCUCCGGCAUGCAGCUUCUGAGGCUUUUCAGCGUCUCGGGUUAAAGCAAAGACAUCUGGGCUAUGAGGAGCUGGGAGAGCUGGACGGGGUGGAGAAACCACAGCCGCACUGGUUUCACACGCUGCAGGUGCGACGGCUCAGAGUUCAGAGGGGCCGCAGUAACAGCGAUCCUAUGGGAGGAAAGAGCUUCCAGCAAGAGUUCCAGUGGAAAACUGGCCUGCAGUUUGGGAAUGCGACAUCUUAUCUGAAUCUUGAAAAACUUGGAGAGGGAACAUAUGCCACAGUGUACAAAGGAAUUAGCAGGAUAAAUGGUCAUCUUGUGGCUUUAAAGGUGAUUCACAUGAAAACUGAGGAAGGAAUUCCAUUCACAGCUAUUAGAGAAGCCUCCUUGUUAAAGGGCCUUAAACAUGCCAACAUAGUCUUGCUUCACGACAUCAUCCACACGCGAGAGUCUCUCACCUUUGUCUUUGAGUAUGUGCAAACAGAUUUGGCUCAAUACAUGAUUCAGCAUCCUGGCGGACUUCACUCGUACAACAUCAGGCUCUUCAUGUUUCAGUUGCUGCGAGGAUUGUCUUAUAUUCACAGCAGAAGAAUUCUGCAUCGAGACCUCAAACCUCAAAAUUUGCUCAUCAGUUAUUUGGGGGAACUCAAAUUAGCCGAUUUUGGUCUGGCCCGAUCUAAGUCCAUACCGUGCCAGACAUACUCUGCAGAGGUCGUGACUUUAUGGUACCGGCCACCAGAUGUUCUCAUGGGCUCCACUGAUUACUCCACAGCCCUGGACAUCUGGGGAGCCGGCUGCAUUUUUAUUGAGAUGCUACAGGGGUCACCAGCAUUUCCUGGAGUAGCUGAUGUUUUUGAGCAGCUGUUGAAGAUUUGGGCAGUCCUCGGGGUCCCGACCGAGAAGAGCUGGCCAGGUGUCAGUGAUCUGCCAAACUAUAAACCAGAGUGGUUCCUGCCCUGCAAGCCCCAGCAAUUUCGAGAUGUCUGGAAAAGACUCGCUCAGUUACCUUAUAAGACGGAGGAUCUGGCCCAGCCUGUGCUGAUGAUGAGUCCAAAGGACAGGAUUUCAGCCCAGAAUGCAUUGCUACACCCAUAUUUCAACACACUUCCACCUCCGUUAAUGCAUCUAAGGGACACUGUGUCCAUCUUUAAGGUGCCGGGCGUGAGGUUAGAGACGGAAGCGAGGGAUAUCUUCAGCCCCAGCAGACGAAUGAAAUCGCCUCUCGCUCCGCUGGCCGAGUGCUGGUGAAAAUCUCACCUUUGUAAAUAGUUGGUGUGCUUGUAAAACCAAAAUCACAGCAGUAAACGUGACACUGUUGCAGCAUGACGGUCAGUUUGUAUGUUGCUUAUUCAGAACUUAAUCACCUUCAUCAAAUAUAUUUCUGAAAGAAUAUCAGAUUCUCUUUCAUAAGAUUCAUGUUUUUACAUUUUGGACCAGUAUUACCUAAAAAUGUUUUACAGUCGAUCAUGAUGAUCCAAGUCAUCAGGAUCCACUGUAUAUCAAAUGCAUUCUAUAUUUUGAGAUCCAUAUCCACCUUAUUUUUUAACAUAAGAAAGGGUGCGGCAAUUUGUAACUUGAAUGUGCGAGGCUUCCAGUUUAGUUGUACAAAAAUAAUACUAGUUUUAUAAUUAGUUAUAUGUAAUAUUAGUUUAUGCUGCUUGAUAUUGCAAACUGGUAUUUGUUAUCAUAUUAUUUGAAUUCAUUAUCAUAAACGCACUAGUUUGUUGCACAGAUAGUUUUACUAUUUACAGCUUUUUCUUAUUCUUCCAGUUACCUGGAGCAGUUAAUGAUAGCUUACUUUUACGUUUUCCUGCCUCUCUGCAAACUGAUGUCCAGAGACUGUUUACUGCACACUUUCAUUGUGAAUAAGUUUCAAUUAAAUGCACUUAAUUUUAUAUGUAAUUUAGUUUUUGUAUAUAUUGCACAGAAAAGAGAAUGAGUGUGCGAGAGAUGAUUUUGAAAUAUGAUAUGAAAAUAUGUGGAAGAAUAUACCUAUAAAUAUUUCAAAGCUCUAUUGUGUAGUGUGCAGGUGAAAAAAAAUGACUUGUGUGCAUUUAUAAAACACACCUGGAGAGAGUCUCACCCGAAAUUACCUGUUUUUGUACAGCACAUACUCAUAUUUCUCCUGUACACUGAUGGCCACUGUCGGAACAUGUUCAGAACUGUUUUUAGCUGUGUUUGUAUCAAGUUCAUAAUAAAUCAGAAUCUUUACUUUUUUUUUUACAUAUUAGCAAUGUCUGUAUAUGAUGCUGAGAUUCAAACAUUUGCUGCUUCUGAGUCUACGUUUUAAAGCAGCGAUGUACAUCAAUAUUGGUCACCAACAACAACAGUUUCAAAUAAUAGGAACAAUCACAUUGCCAGUCACUCAAUACUGAUGUCAUAAAUGUAUGUGCCGGAGAACAUACACACACACUUCAACAUCAUGCAAUACUGUGAAAGCUGUGUAUGUGUUCAUACAAUUGUAUACAA